UGUUGAUUUAUGGUCCCAAGUCGGGUCACUAUACCAAACUUCAACCCCUUUUUGGAUCGAUAAUAUACCUCUUAUGCUGUCGCGCACACAAUGAAAGAACAAAUUUGUUCACUAUCAGAUCCUAACCUUGAGUCCCUCGACAUAGACUCCCUUGACCUAGAUUCUUUGGACCUCACGCCACUCGAAAGACCCACAAGGAUCGCCAUUAUCGGAGGUGGCAUCGCCGGCAUAUCCAUCGCCUACGAGCUGCGCAACCGUGAAUCAGCCACAUGGUGCCCCGAAGUGACUCUGUUUGAACGCGAUGCCCGCCUGGGCGGUCGGAUCCACAGCGUGUUCAAGUAUGACGAGGGCCGCCAUGCGGUUGAAGCGGGUGCUGCUUCUUUCUGGUGGGAAGACCCCAGUCUCCGGCGUCUCUUCCACGAAGCAGGAGUUGACCUCGUGGAUUCCCACGGUGGGCAAAUCCGAGAUGAGCCGCAAAGCCGCCGCGUCGGGAUCUUCGAUGGACGAGCUAUGGUGGGAAUCAGAUUAUCGGGUCCGGAGACGUGGAUGCACUUUGCGAAACAAGUCUGGCGGCAUCGCUGGUCGGGUUGGUUCUGGCUGCACUUGUGCAUUCAACUCGUGUCGAUUGCGCGGGAGAGUCGGUACUGGCGAGACUGGCGGCAGAUAUUCAGUCACGCAGCGGAUGAAGCUGCGGUGGCCGUCGAUCCAUACGAGGAUGAGGUGACCAAGCUUGCAGGCAAGUACGGUCUUUCGUCUAGGCCCCAGUUGUCCGCGGACGGGGGGAACGAGCGCGCGUUGCGCCGACUCGCCCUCUUGUCGCAGGCGACCGUCUAUCUCCGGUCCACCGUCACCGAUAUCACGGUGCUCGACGAGCAGGAUUUCAAUCUCUCCUGGACAAACCCCACCAAUGACGGCACCGAAGAGAAGCAUACCGCGCACUUCGAUGCGGUGAUCGUCGCCGCCCCCUUCUCCCAGACCGGAAUCGCCAUCAGCCCACCGCAUCUCCAACCACCAGAGUCCGCCUCCGUCGAGUACACCCCGCUCCACAUCACGCACUUCAUCUCUCGCUACCAUAUUGACCCUACUGUCUUCAGUCUCAGCGCAACAGACCCCCUCCCCGACGAGAUCUGGAACCUCAACCCUAAUCCACAGCCCACCGAGAACAAAGACCAACAGCCACUGGCAAGACCACCCCCAUUUCUGACCCUAACCCGCGCCCCCUCCUUCUGGAUAUCCGGCUGCCGCGGCGACACCGAGAACCUCUACCGCAUCACCUCUACCCAGCCCUUCACCGACGCCGACAUCGCCAGACUCUGCAUCCCCGCCUCCCCGGAGAAGGUCACCUUCCCGCACCAGAGCCGCUACAUCCCGUCGUCCGACGCGCUCGCGGAGCUCAACCAACCGAAUCCGCGCUUCCGGGGCGUCCGCGUCUUCGAUGGCGGGCGCGUGCACGAUGAGGGGUGGUAUCUCCGGCACCGGGGGUGUACGCCGGCGCCGCGGGUCAGGUGGGUGCAUCGGCAGGUGUGGGAGAAUGGGGUGCCGGUGGUGCGGAGGGGGCAGAGGGCGAGCGGUGGUGGAGGUGACUGGGUGGAGGUGAGGGCUCGGGCGAAGGCGGCGAUGCGGUUGAUUGCGGGUUUGUUUUAUGUUUCGGGGUUUGAGGCGAGCCAGGGGGCGAGUUUAGCAGGGAGCGUGUGGGCUGGGAAGGAGGUAGUGGAUUUGGUGUGUUGUCGGUGUGGUCGGUGUUAAGUUGCAUUUGAUGCG
Messenger RNA from Aspergillus japonicus CBS 114.51, 1761 nucleotides. RefSeq names its product FAD/NAD(P)-binding domain-containing protein. Gene Ontology annotation, molecular function: prenylcysteine oxidase activity. The record is from RefSeq and is a predicted model, not a curated record. The transcript has 2 exons. Bases 91 to 1746 code for a protein of 551 amino acids. Gene Ontology annotation, biological process: prenylated protein catabolic process. Lineage: Eukaryota; Fungi; Ascomycota; Eurotiomycetes; Eurotiales; Aspergillaceae.